Messenger RNA from Staurois parvus, 402 nucleotides. NCBI's taxonomy places the organism in Eukaryota, Metazoa, Chordata, Amphibia, Anura, Ranidae. The record is from the annotation of a GenBank genome assembly.
GAGGGGUACCAGUAUCGAGCGCUGUACUCGUAUGAUAAAGAGCGAGCAGAGGACAUAGACCUUUUGCCUGGUGAUAUCCUGACUGUUACUCAGGCAGCUUUGAUAGCAUUAGGCUGCAAAGAUGGAGAUGAACGUGAACCAGAUCGUAUUGGAUGGAUUUUGGGUAUCAAUGAAAGAACAAAACAGAAGGGGGACUUUCCAGGAACCUAUGUGGAAUAUAUUGGGCCUGUCCAAAUGUCUUUACCUGCCCAUCGUCCACGUGGCCUGCGUCCACUACCUGCUACACCCACUCCACUCCAGACAGAGCAAAGUACUUUCUCUGGGCCUCUACUACCUGAGCUGGUUGAUCAGUUUUGUCCUCCAGAAAUAGGCCCUCCAAUACUGGUCAAGUUGUUUGAAGCC